UGUUCUUUUGUCAGUUUUUGUCUAUGAAGUAUUGAACUAAUUGAACUAGCCGAAAAAUGGCUGCUGUUAAUUUUGUGCGAAGUGCUUUUAAUGGUUUAUUACGAAAAUCCACGACAUACAAUUCCGCAACAAUAUGCAGACUAUCCACAGUAGCUUUGCAACAAAAAAUUCCCAUUAAAUCUAUCGCCAGCGCUUAUAAUUUUGAGCACACAUCGAAUGUGGUACUAAACCAGCGACAAUACGCCACCGGGCCAGUUCAUAAGAUAACAGAGUCGGAGAUCCAAGACCGAGUGCUCAAAGUGUGCAAGGCUUACGACAAACUCGUUUCAGUACAGAGUCGGAAAAUCGUUCGCACCUACAGCCACGCGCCCCCGAUUACACUCGAUCUUCUCAGGCAAAGAGUGAUUCUAGUACUCCAACUUUAUGACAAAAUUAAUCCUGAAAAGUUGUCCCUAGACUCACACUUUAUGACUGACCUGGGGUUGGACUCGCUAGACCAUGUAGAAAUCAUCAUGGCGAUGGAGGAUGAAUUUGGUUUCGAAAUCCCAGACGGAGAUGCAGAAAGACUUGUUAGACCUAGAGAUAUUGUUCAGUACAUUGCUGAUAAAGAAGACAUUUAUGAUUGAACAAAUACAGUAAUAAUAAAUCAUUUGUAAUGUUAGACCAAAUGUGUUAUAACCAAUAAAUACUCUGCCAAAGUUGUAUUGCUAACCCUCUGCAUAUUUGUUAUUACAGAUAAAUAAAGUUGUAAAGUGCAAAUAUUAUAGAUGCAGCAAUGUUUACUUUGAAAAUCUAGUAUUAGUUUAUUACAUAACUCGUGAGCUGUCUAUUACUCUUUUAGUAUGGAAUGGACUAACUCUUAUAAUCUGUGGGUUGAUUCAGAUAAAGCUGCAUCAAUCAUUAUUAAAAUUUCAAUUGCUGUAAUUGGUUGAAUUUAUGAUAUUUUUGCUGCAGCAAUGUAUUUUAGCAAAUAGUAACAGUGUUGGGGUCAUACUAGUUGUCAAACUACCGUGGUAGGGCUCCUGUUGAUUUGUUCAAUUCAUCUAGAAUUAAUCCAUACAGAUAACAGGUGAACUAUUUCCACACAAAAGUUUGAAACUUUGCAGCUCAGAUGAGGUCACAGUAGCCCAAAACCCAAAAUACUGUGAUAAUAAAUAAAAAUUAUCAGUACUUAGCAGUUAAAUGUUAUAUUGACACAUUUGGUCUAAAUUAUUUGUGAUUGGGUUUAGUAAAUAGAACAGAUAUGUUAUAUUCAUUUAAGAAGAAACCCUGUGAACUUGGUAAAACAUCUAAUAUGGGAUGUAUAAAGUGUAAAUUGUUUUUAUUGAUUAUAUGGCUGUUAGAAUAGAUCAUUUGCUUUUUAUUUGAUCAAAUGUAAACCUACUAUUUGUUUGCUUCAAUAAACGAAGUUCUAAGUUCA
Maniola jurtina (meadow brown) is the source of this 1420-nucleotide messenger RNA. RefSeq names its product acyl carrier protein, mitochondrial (gene ND-ACP). Gene Ontology annotation, cellular component: mitochondrion. Gene Ontology annotation, molecular function: acyl binding; acyl carrier activity. Gene Ontology annotation, biological process: fatty acid biosynthetic process. The transcript is spliced from 4 exons. The record is from RefSeq and is a predicted model, not a curated record. The coding region runs from base 57 to 626 and encodes 189 amino acids. NCBI's taxonomy places the organism in Eukaryota, Metazoa, Arthropoda, Insecta, Lepidoptera, Nymphalidae.